CCAACUCAUAUAAUUAGCGCUUUUUCCCGGAAAUUUUCUCUUUCGGUUUUUGGGAAGUUCUUCAAGUCCUCCGAAGUCCGACCCACAGAGGACGAGAAGCAAACCCCAAACAUUUUCCCGGAAUUUCUCUUUUGUUUUUCUCGCGUUGCUCUCUGAUUGAAUAUUACGCAAACGAAAUUGAAGUUUUUCGAAGCUGUUGUUCAAUAUAUUCGAGGAGAUAAGUGUUAGGCAUGGCAACAGAGGAGCCGGCUGGUCCACGGUAUGCGCCAGAUGAUCCUACACUUCCUAAUCCGUGGAAGGGUUUGAUUGAUGGUAGCACGGGUUUGUUAUACUACUGGAAUCCUGAAACUAACGUUACCCAGUAUGAAAAACCGGCUUCUUUGCCUCCGCCCUUGCCAUCAGGCCUGCCUCCUGCUACUUCCACACCAAAGCUGGCUGCAAUUCCUGUUGCUCAUUCAGUGCAACCGAAGGGAGUGAUGCCUCAGGAUGGACAGCAGAUAACGCAAGCUCCACAACAGCACGGGUCGCAAGUGAGCCAGUUUUCUCAACAGCAUGGACAUCUAAUGGCACAACAGAUGAAUCCGACAUCAUAUGCUCAACAGCAGGGCUCACAAAUGGCUCAACCUGGACAUCAACAGAGUUCACUAUUGGGACAGGCCAUGCAACAGCAUGGGCAAAUGAUGCAGCAUCUGGGUCAGCAAAUGCCCCAGCCGCAAGUGCAUCAAGGGCAGCAAAUGCCUCAGCAACUGGGACAACACACACCACAGGGUCAUGCGUCACAAGGGCAGCAAAGGCUUCAACAACUGGGACAACACACACCACAGAGUCAUGGGUCACAAAUGCAUCCGUUUGCACAUCAGCAGAUGCAUUAUAGGCCUUAUCAGCAAAGCAUUCCUCCCCAAGGGCAACAGAGUUCACAACCGCAAACUCUGCAUAGUGCACAAGCGCAACCACUGGCAAAUCAACAAGAAUAUAAAGCUGCAUUCCCCCAGAGGGAGGAAGAUGAUUUUCAACAAAGAAAUCAAAUUGGUGUUUCUCCAUCCCGGUUUCAACAAGCGGGAGCCUCAUCUGUGCAGAAUCUUCCUACUGGGACCAAUCCAGUACAAAUGCCACAGAGGUCUGUUCAUCAAGGCCCAACCCAACAAUUUGGCGGCCCCUUGGGAAACAUGCAACAUCCUUCCUCUUUUGGUCACUUGCAGCAACCAGGGGCUGAUUUGGCUCACCAUCAACAUGGUUCUAGGUUCCAAAGUCAAAUGGACCCAGCAAUGAUACACGGUCAGCAGUCAAAUGUGCCUCCUGUUGGAUUAAGAAUGGGUCAUGAAAAUAAUUUCCAUGGUCGAGGUGGAAAUGACUAUUACUUCAAUAGUAACAAUGAAGGGACGACAGGUCCUCAGCAGCCCAAGCUUGCAUCUAUUCCGAUUGCUAAAAGCCAGCAGGAGAUGAGUGGUGGCCCUCCAUUUCAAACUGCUACACCUGGUCAUUCCAUGCAUAACGUGUACAGUCAUGCAACAGGUGCUCCACCAUUCCCAAAUAACUCUUUGGUGAAGCCCCCUUAUGUCAGACCUACAAGUCUUACUAGUCUCUCACCUGUUGAAGUUUAUCGUCAACAACAUGAAGUUACUGCAUCGGGUGACAAUGUACCUGCACCAUUCAUGACAUUUGAAGACACUGGUUUUCCUCCAGAGAUAUUGAGAGAGAUUCAUGCUGCUGGCUUCGCAUCUCCCACGCCAAUUCAGGCACAAACAUGGCCAAUUGCUCUUCAAAGUAGGGAUAUAGUUGCAAUUGCAAAAACUGGUUCCGGAAAAACUUUGGGCUAUUUGAUGCCUGCAUUCAUUCUUCUUAGACAACGCCAUAAUAAUUCUCAGAAUGGCCCAACAGUCCUGGUUUUGGCCCCAACACGGGAGCUUGCAACACAGAUACAAGAUGAGGUUUUGAAAUUUGGGCGAGCUUCUAGGGUAUCUUGCACGUGCCUGUAUGGUGGAGCUCUGAAGGGCCCUCAGCUAAAAGAGUUAGAUCGUGGAGCAGACAUAGUGGUGGCAACUCCUGGUCGUCUUAAUGACAUACUGGAAAUGAAGAAAAUUGAUUUUCGGCAAGUUUCUCUACUUGUACUUGAUGAAGCAGAUCGAAUGCUUGACAUGGGUUUUGAACCUCAAAUCCGUAAAAUCGUGGAUCAAAUACCCCCGCACAGACAAACUCUUAUGUACACAGCAACAUGGCCCAAAGAAGUAAGAAAGAUAGCAAGUGAUCUUCUUGUUAAUCCUGUACAAGUGAAUAUUGGCAGCGUUAAUGAGCUUGCUGCAAACAAGUCUAUCACACAGUACGUUGAAGUUGUCCCACAAAUGGAGAAGCAACGGCGUUUGGAGCAGAUCCUGAGAUCCCAAGAACAAGGUUCUAAGAUCAUUGUCUUUUGUUCCACCAAGAGGUUGUGUGAUCAGAUUGCACGUAGUAUUGGACGCACUUUUGGGGCUGCUGCAAUUCACGGGGACAAGUCUCAAGGUGAGCGAGACUGGGUUUUAAAUCAGUUCCGGAGUGGAAAAUCCCCAGUAUUAGUUGCCACUGACGUUGCUGCUCGUGGGCUUGACAUCAAAGAUAUAAGGGUGGUGGUAAACUAUGAUUUCCCUACUGGUGUUGAAGACUAUGUUCACCGAAUUGGAAGAACUGGGAGGGCUGGCGCAACGGGGGUGUCAUACACCUUUUUCUCUGAGCAAGACUGGAAAUAUGCAGCUGAUUUGAUUAAAGUUCUGGAGGGAGCUAACCAGCAAGUGCCUCCAGAGGUGCGAGAGAUUGCUCUACGUGGUGGGCCUGGUUUUGGCAAGGAUAGGAAUCCAAUGAACCGUUUUGAUUCUGGUGGGCCUGUUAAUGGUGCUGCUGGCCGUUGGGAUUCCGGCGGCCGUGAUGGAAUUAGGGAUGGGGGUUUUGGUGGUCGUGGCAGUAUGAGGGAUGGGGGCUUUGGAGGUCGUGGUGGUUUUGGUGGUCGUGGCGGCAUGCGAGAUGGCAACUUUGGCGGUCGUGGCAGCAUGCGAGAUGGCAACUUUGGCGGUCGUGGGGGCCCUAGGGACAGUGCUGGUAGCGGCCGUGGUGGGAGAGGCGAUUUCUUUUCUGGGCCUGGAAACAGGGGGCGAGGAUUUGGUGGUCCUGGUGGUGGUAAUGUUGGUCGGGGUAGAAAUGGCAGUGGCCCACAAGAUCGGUACAACAGUAUGGAUGGCCGUGGGGGACGUGGACGGGGACGAUUUGAUAAUAGAGUUGAUUUUCCUGACAGGAGCAGAGGCAGGAACUAUAGCCGUAGCCCUGACAGAGUUCGAACAUGGGAUAUUAACAGAAGCAGAAGCCGGAGUCGAAGCCGCAGCAUUAGCCGGAGUAGGAGUCGGAGUCGUAGCCGGAGCUGGUCCCGUGGCCGUAGCCGCAGCUACAGCCAUAGCCGAAGUCAUAGUCGCAACCGUAGUCGGAGCCCCAGUUAUGAAAGAUAUGAGAGGCCGCCACGCGUGUCAAAAUUUGAUAUGAAGGAUCCUGUUCCCGAAUCUGUGGUUCCACCUGUACCAGAGAUGGUUCCUACGUCCCCAGAGACACAAGUCAAUGUAUAUCCAGACACCAAGCCGAAUCUGCCAGUGGUUGAGCAAACGGGGCUAGUGGAUACACAGGGCGGAGGAGGAGACCCUUCCCAUCACUCAUUGAUUUAACCUGAGAGCGGUCGACACGGUCUUUCUUUGCAGUCCUUGUGUGGUGCCUUUAUGUCGGUUUUCCUGAGAAUACUUGCUGAACUGCUCUACUGCUUCUGCUGGUGGUGGAAGGUCAUGUCGGGUAAUUGGCGAUAGUUAUGGACGACGGAUGUGUUAGGGUGGCUCUAGAAAACUCUUUUUGUGCACGGCCUAAUAUUGUGAUCAACAACAGUUGAAUUUGAGUAUUGGAGAGGACGUUCACUCGUCGGAUUAUUGGUGUCUUGUGUGAGAAAUUGGGAAAGACAUGUAUUACACCUUUCCCACAUAGAAUUCUAGGUGUCUAAUUUUACUAGAUUUUGUCAUGAAUUAUCCUAUUUUUUUUCAAAUGAACUCUUUGAUGUUUAAUCUCC
Molecule: messenger RNA, 4066 nt
Organism: Malus domestica (apple)
Lineage: Eukaryota; Viridiplantae; Streptophyta; Magnoliopsida; Rosales; Rosaceae
Product: DEAD-box ATP-dependent RNA helicase 40-like
Cellular component (GO): cytoplasm; ribonucleoprotein complex; nucleus
Molecular function (GO): protein binding; ATP binding; RNA helicase activity
Source: RefSeq, a predicted model, not a curated record